AAAGUUGAUUGCUGGUAAAGAAUUAAAUUUACCGGAUUUACCUGAUGUAGUUGAAAAUAAGAUUGAUUAUCUUAGGCCUCCAAACAUACAUCGUAACUUGGUUACAUCAGAUUCUUCUCGAUCUAAUAAUGAUAUCGAAGAUAUUUUUAUAUAUCUGUCAUGA
Dentiscutata erythropus is the source of this 163-nucleotide messenger RNA. NCBI's taxonomy places the organism in Eukaryota, Fungi, Glomeromycota, Glomeromycetes, Diversisporales, Gigasporaceae. The record is from the annotation of a GenBank genome assembly.